UAUCUUUUAGCUCCAGAUAUUUGUGAAAUUACCUCACCAAUAGGAAAGAUUAGAGUAGAAUCAAUGUCUGAUUCAAAACUGAUUCAAAACAAAAAAACUGAGUUAAGUUCUAAUUCACUAUCUAUGAAUGACGUGCAUAAGUAUUCUACAUCAUCCACUAGUAAGCCUCAAAAAGUGAAUGCGAAAAAAAACCUUUUCAAUGACUCACAACUGUUUAGUUCACCAAUUAAGUUGCAACAAAAUAUGGAUAUAUCACCUUCUUAUAAAAUUACUAAUUUAGAGUUUUCUUCUGAUUUCAGUUUGGGUCAAGGUAAUAAAUUACAUUCUACUUUUUCUACUCGAUGUUAUAAUAAUUACUUUUAUUUUUUACAUUUAAUAGGAACAAAUAAUCAAUUAAAAAGAUUUGAAAAUACUGUCAAAAAUAAUAAUUUAGAUGGUUUGAUGUCUACUGCAGAUUUUCAAAAACAUGUAUUAUCUGUAUUGACACACCUCAGGUUUGAAGUUAAUAAUAUGGCAUCUACUCAACAAAUAAUGGCAACAAACAUUGAAGUAUUAAUGGGAAAUGCAAAUAAAACACUUAUAAAUUCAUCCUUUAAUAAUGAUAUAAACAAUUUUGAUAUAAAUGAAAUCUUCCCAAUUGAAACGGAUGUUGCUCUUGAAGAAUUUGAAUCAAAGAUUAAAACCAAUGAAAAUGAUUUUAGGCGUGUACUGAUUCGUAAGUUAUGUCUACUAGUUACAACUAAAAGUUUGGGAGAUUCAGUUAGGCGUAUCAUGUCAAGAAUGUUUCAUGAUAAUAUUCUACAGCAGUAUUCAACUUAUGGAUUUAAAAAGAAAAGGCGUUUUGCUUCAUUGGAAUCAUACCGUAUUGUUAUUGAUAUACUACGUACUCACGUUAAGUAUGAAAUGACGCCUGAAAAAGACAUCGAUCAUGAAAUAGGUACCUGGUUGGCACAUGCUCAUUUCAGAAUUAAGAAAAAAAUACUGAAGGAUUCAAAUAAAAACAACUAAUUAUUAACAUUGUCUUUACUAUAAUUCAUAAUAGUUCUCUUAAUACUCUAGAUAUUGUUCAAAAGUCGAUAAAUAUAUUUAUUUUUAUUUUUUAACCUUUAAUUUUUUGGUUUUUUA
Acyrthosiphon pisum (pea aphid) is the source of this 1125-nucleotide messenger RNA. RefSeq lists its product as uncharacterized. Bases 64 to 1008 code for a protein of 314 amino acids. The record is from RefSeq and is a predicted model, not a curated record. NCBI's taxonomy places the organism in Eukaryota, Metazoa, Arthropoda, Insecta, Hemiptera, Aphididae. The transcript has 5 exons.